AUCACUUGCAACGUUGUCGUCUAACUAUUUUGAUCAGGUGGAGCUGAAAUACAUCGAUCGAGCCUCGCAUUGGCCACAUGUUGAUCAACCUGAGACAGUCAACAAACACAUAAGUGAAUUUCUUCAACAAACUGAAUAAGUCUUCAGAAAAUGGAAAUAUUACUAGCCCUGUUUUUUUAUCCGGCGGUGUAUUUGCUUGUUUUGGUUUUUUCCAUUAUGUACAUUCUAAUGUUCAUAAAAGAAGCAUGGGCACGCUGUGGAACAUUCCUUCAUCCUAGAGAAAGGGACAAAGCACCAAGUUGUCUUCAUGAUGUAAACAUUGGCAGCCAUCAUACUUUAACGUUGGGACGUAGAGAGAACCUCAACAUUCAUUACGUAGCAAAUGGCUCAAGAGAAAAACCGUUGAUGUUAUUUCUUCAUGGUUUUCCAGAUUUUUGGUACGGAUGGAGAUAUCAGCUGAAAGAAUUUUCCAAGGAUUACUAUGCUGUAGCUAUUGACCUGACUGGAUGUGGGCAAUCCAGCAAGCCUGAUGCAGUCAAAAGGUAUCGGAUGCUCGAGAUAGCAAAAGAUGUGAAAGAAUGUAUAACAGAACUUGGUUAUUCGUCUUGUGUUUUGGUUGGACAUGAUUGGGGUGGUGGGAUUGCUUAUAACGUUGCUGGAGAAUUUCCAGACGUUGUCUCAGAGUUGAUCAUCUUAAACACACCUCAUCCAGGUGCAUUUUUGAGAGGAUUGUUUUCAAUGAAACAGUUGAUGAUGUCAAGUUACAUGUUCUUCUUCCAGUUGUGCUAUCUUCCUGAAUAUUUUCUAUCUUAUGGCGAUUUCGCAAUUUUUGAUUCCUCGUUAAACGGGAGAGUAUUUACGAAUUUGGAAAACUUCACCCGGGACGAUUUGGAAGCUUACAAAUACAACUUCCAAAAAAGUGGUUUCACAACGCCUUUGAAUUACUACCGCAUGGCAUUCGAAAAACCGACGAAAAAGAUGUUGACAAUGCGAAUAACAAUGCCGGCUAUUAUUAUUUGGGGGACUGGUGACCAAGUGUUAUCGCCAGCACUGGCGGCACCGUCAGCAAAAUAUUUUGAUCAGGUCGAUGUAAAGUAUAUUGAUGGAGUGGCACAUUGGCCGCACGUCGAUCAACCUGAGACUGUUAACCGAUACAUCAGAGAAUUUUUUGACAGUCUGUGAAUUUUUUGAAUGAGAAUUUUUUAAAUUGUAAUUUUUAUAAUAAAUAAUGAUGAAUAAUAUAUUAAUUAGUAUUUGUAGUAUUUUAUAUAAACGAAAACAAGAAGUGAUUAUGUACUAACAAAUUA
Molecule: messenger RNA, 1307 nt
Organism: Hydractinia symbiolongicarpus
Lineage: Eukaryota; Metazoa; Cnidaria; Hydrozoa; Anthoathecata; Hydractiniidae
Product: epoxide hydrolase 1-like
Exons: 6
Coding region: 151-1182 (343 amino acids)
Molecular function (GO): hydrolase activity
Source: RefSeq, a predicted model, not a curated record